AUGGUUCUAGCUGGCAAGCUGGUUUUCUAUGCGGCCGUCGCGACCUGGAAAACCCCGGUGCACGGCCAAGAUGCACCCGUGCCGGUUACAGGCUUGACCACAGGUAUCAACGCGCAGACCGGCGAGCGACCUGCUCGCCUCAACAUCAACUUGCUCGAAGCCAAAGGAGGCCCUACAUGGGAUCUGUUCAUCCGCGGUCUCGAUGCCAUGCAGAAUAAGCUGGAGGACGAUGUGAGAUCGCACUUUGCCGUCGGUGGGAUCCACGGGAUGCCCUUUAGGCCAUAUAACUCUGUCGACGCCGUGACCAAUGGGAGUGGUAUGGGAUAUUGCCCACAUAUGCAAGCACUUGGACUUGAAGUACAGCGAAUAGCUUCAGAGUACACCGAUGAUGCCGCGCCGGCAUAUCUCGCCGCAGCCCAGAUAUUACGUCUACCGUACUGGGACUGGGCGACAGAUCCCACGUUACCAUCGUCCAGUACGCUAGAGAACAUCACUGUAAACGGACCAAAGGGCCCGUUGGAGCUUCACAACCCCCUUUACAAUUACCGCUGGCAGACCUACCCCCUGAAUCAGUCCCAGUUCCCCGGGUAUGGAAGUUUCGGACCCGUGACGACGCGAGACGGGAGUGGCGGCUUUGACCCAGACUAUGUCAACUCGGAUCUCCAGAAUGCUACCGACCGCAUCAAGGACUCGGUUUACCGUACCUUCGCGUCGACGACUACGUACGACCAGAUGGCGUCCAUGGCAAACUACGGGUCGAGUUUCGAGGCGGCGCACAACGAUAUACAUAACCUUGUCGGCGGCUCGUUCCCAAACCUGGCCAUAACCAGUUUCGACUCGCUGUUGUAUGCCACCCCUGAUCCCGUCUUAAACUCAACUGCUGAUGAAGUUUUCUUACACAGUAUGCUCCACCACUGCAACCUCGACCGCCUCGCCGCUCUGUGGACAUCAGUCCACCCCAACGAGACGCACCAAACGCAACCCUACUCGAGCGACGGCCUCUACUCGACAGCCAAAGGCGAGACCAUCACGGCCGACAGCCCACUGAAGCCCUUUUACCAAGCAGACGGCAAGACGUUCCACACAGGCAUGACCGUGAUCUCGACAGACUCCCUCGGCUACACAUACCCCGAGAUGCGCAGCGGACACCUACCGGUAGACCAAGACGAGAGCAGGAAGAACAGCAUCGUGCAGAUCAACCGACUCUACAGCCCCGGCACCACCACUGCCACAGCAGCAGCAAGAGUGAAGCGAGACACAAACCCGGGGCGCCAAUGGGUCAUCGCCGUCCAAGUAGAGCGCUCUGAACUGGACCUCCCGUGCAGCAUCGACAUCUACCUGGGCGCCCACCUCGCGGGCCGGACGGUGCUGCUCGGCAUGCCCGACCGGGGUUUGGCUUAUGAUCAGAUCUCACUGCAGCGCGCCAUCGGCGCCCUUGAUAUCAGCGGUCAGGAUCCUGCUGCGGUGGAGCAGGCGCUCGAGAAGCAGCUUCGCGUCGAGGUCUCGAAGGGUGACGGUAAGGGUACGAUGAUUGACCCCAGCAGCAUCCCGAGCCUGAAGCUCGAUGUUGUGGCCGAGGACGUCACACCGCCGGGCGCCGAGUCUGAGCUCCCGCGGUACAGCAACCAGAGCGUGCUUGCUGGCGUCUUUGCGCAGUACAAGGGGAAGGGAGAGGGGAGGACGGAUCGGAAUACGGGUGGGCGGUGGUGGCGACGUCGGCCACGUGCGCGGUCGUGA
This is a messenger RNA of Anthostomella pinea, 1737 nucleotides long. NCBI's taxonomy places the organism in Eukaryota, Fungi, Ascomycota, Sordariomycetes, Xylariales, Xylariaceae. The record is from the annotation of a GenBank genome assembly.